This is a messenger RNA of Cotesia congregata, 207 nucleotides long. The record is from the annotation of a GenBank genome assembly. Lineage: Eukaryota; Metazoa; Arthropoda; Insecta; Hymenoptera; Braconidae.
AUGAAGAACUGCCGUGGCUUGCGGCAAAAAACAAUAAUAUGUUCAAAAUGCCAAAUUUUUCUACCAUCGUUUAUGAGCAUUCGUUUUUGGUGUCAGCUAUUCGUCUGUGGCAGGAAUUACCAACAGGAAUUACAAAUUCAUCGUCACUUCAAAUUUUCAAAAAAUAAAGCAUAUGAAUUUUUUAUAAAUAAAGAAGCAAACUCUUGA